ACCGAGCACCAUCCGGUUCGAUCGAUCGAUCGGUCAGUAUCAGGCCAGCCUGAGAUUCGGUACAUUUCCACGCAGCAGUGUGUUGCCGCUCCGUGCAGCAAGAAGCAAUAUCGUCCCUUCGGAUCCACAUCCCGAUACGCAAAUUGUUGUGGCAUGUGCAAUGUGUGCUAAUGAAUGAAGAAUUCCGCAGAAUCGCAUCAACCGAUCGAACCAACGGCACGUGAAUUGUAGUGCGACAAAGCAAUCAAACAAAUUAUUUAAAACAAAGCAGAUCAAUUCAACGAUGGAUUCCACCCCAAAGACAAUUGCCAAAGGAUUAACCGUACGUGAUUGGGAUGCAUCCACCCGGCGGCAUUCAUUCGAUUGCCUCGUGCAAAGGUCACCCCCAGCAACUGUGGUCCCGUGUUUGCACACCAACUGUGUCACCUUGGCUAUUGCGUCCCCAACCGUGCCGGUGCGCGAGAAAUGGACCAGCAACAUCGAGUUUACGCUCUCCUGUAUAGCGUACUCGGUCGGAUUCGGCAACAUCUGGAAGUUCCCGUACACCGCCCUGGACAAUGGAGGCGGUGCCUUUCUGAUACCGUACCUGGUAGUGCUGUUUGUGAUCGGACGUCCGCUCUACUACCUCGAGAUGGCAAUGGGACAGUUCUGUAGCCGUGGGUGUGUUAAGAUUUAUGAUAUGGCACCGGCAAUGCGCGGUGUCGGUGUGGGCCAAUCGGUCGCAAUGGUAGUAGCAAUGUCCUACUAUACGCCCGUGUUGGCCAUCACCUUGCGUUAUCUGCUGCUAUCGUUCAGCAGUGAGUUACCGUGGAGCAAGUGUCAUCACUCGUGGAGCCGGUGUAUUGAUUCCGAUUUUCGCGGAUAUUCCAACACGUCCGAAGCUUCCAUCGAGGAUCGAAGAAAUGUGUCCGCGGAGUUGUACUUCACCAACACUAUAAUGCAUCGAGCUCCGUUAGCAGAAGGACUCGGAUGGCCUGAUGGGAAGCUGGUCCUCUGUCUACUCGUCUCAUGGUCCAUCCUCGUUGUGAUCCUUAUCAAGGGCGUAAGGAGCACAGGCAAAGCGGCCUACUUUCUUGCCAUCUUUCCGUACGUGAUCAUUUUCAUUCUGCUUGCACAUUCACUAAGCCUUGAAGGUUCGUUCGAGGGUAUCAAGUUCUUUCUGACGCCCAAAUGGGAAAGUCUUUUUACGGCCAAAGUCUGGAUGGAAGCCGUAACGCAGUGCUUUUUCUCACUAUCGAUCUGUUUCGGUGGUAUCAUCGCGUACUCUUCCUUCAACAAUUUCUCCAAUAAUGUCUACCGGGACGCAAUGAUUAUAUCCUGGCUAGACACUUUCACAUCAAUCAUCGUGGGAUGCAUCGUGUUCGGUGUGUUAGGCAAUCUGGCUCACGUCACGCAUAGAACCAGCAUCCAGGAUAUUGUGCGGGAAGGACCGGGACUAACCUUCAUGGCAUAUCCCGAUGCGAUCGCCAAAUUUGAGUACUGUCCGCAGCUCUUUUCCGUACUCUUCUUCCUGAUGUUCUUCAUCGUAGGCAUUGGUAGUAAUUUGGGUGCGAUCACCAGCGUCAUCACAGCCAUCCGCGAUCGAUGCCCAACGGUAGAAAACUGGAAAAUCGUCAUGGGCGUUAGUGUGACGAUGUUUUGCGUUAGUGUCGUCUACUUAGCACCCGGUGGGUUGGAUCUUCUCGACGUACUUGACACUUAUGGUGCGAAGUACGUAACGCUCACGCUCGCACUGUUUGAAAUUCUUACCUUCGGCUGGAUCUACGGUGUGGAUCGAGUCUGUCGUGAUAUAAAGUUUAUGCUCCAGAUCGAAACGGGUUUGUUUUGGCGUGUGUGCUGGGGUUUACUUGCACCGCUACUGGUGGGUGUUAUUCUGAUAGUGAGUUUUGUCGAUUACGUCCCACUAAGCGUCCCGGUGGAGUAUAAUGUUGGUGGAUGGAUUCUGUACACAUUCGCCAUCCUGCAGCUACCAAUAUGGGCCGUUUACGCGAUCAUAACACAAGACGAGAAAGAAUGUCGAACCAAAUGGAAAACAGCCUUCGAGCCCACCACCAACUGGGGUCCAGAAAAUGAAAGCACCCGUGAACAAUACAACAAGAUGGAAAACAAACGGUGCCAGUUUACUACUGACCCAAGUCGACAUUGUACGCACAGAUUGUGUGGUAAAAUAUUUAAUUAACAGUAGUACAGCAGGACAAAUAUUUAUCUUCCCUCCCUUGUCCUUGUUAUCCGCUUAACCGUUUGCUUCGCAUACCGAACACCACCAUUCAGAUAAAACUAUGCAGUGAGCUGUAAAUGAUAAGAUGAUAAUAAAGCAAAAGAAAUUCCAA
Molecule: messenger RNA, 2330 nt
Organism: Anopheles funestus (African malaria mosquito)
Lineage: Eukaryota; Metazoa; Arthropoda; Insecta; Diptera; Culicidae
Product: sodium-dependent nutrient amino acid transporter 1-like
Exons: 5
Coding region: 284-2179 (631 amino acids)
Biological process (GO): sodium ion transmembrane transport
Cellular component (GO): membrane
Molecular function (GO): L-amino acid transmembrane transporter activity
Source: RefSeq, a predicted model, not a curated record